CCGUCCAUCAAAACCAGAGAUUUCGUCCAAAACAAGCUUCAACUCUGCUGCUCUGUCUCCGGUCUCGGUCCUCAUCCCGGCCAAACUCCACACCAUCCAUUCAGGAAAAGAGGUGACAGAAUAGAAGCAGAGCAACCAAAGCCGACAGAUUUGGAAGUGUCAUCCAAGAAGAAGAUGAGAAGGGAAAGAAGCGAAAGCAAGAGCUUAAUUUGAGGAGCUAAAAGGGUUUAUGGAUCUGGGGUUUGUUUUCUACGAUGAAGAUUGGAAUAAUUCAAGCUUGGCUUCAAUCCUUCCUGGGUUACAUAGAUUCGGAAAGAAAGAUGAGGAAGAAGAGGAAAUUGACGAGUCUGCAAUUUCAAGGCCUUAUCUUUCUGAUGCUUGGGAGGUUUUUUGAGAGGAGAAAGGCAGAGAAUCCAUUGAUGAAUUGGAGAAUUCCUGCUUUGAGCAGUGAGAUUAACAUCAAAGAUAGUCUGAGAUUGUGGGCUCAUACUGUUGCUUCCACCCCCAACCGGCCACCCCCAAGGGCCGGUUGGGGGUGGCUUCGGCCACCCCAUGAGAGCAUUGUCAUGGCCCAUAAAUCUGGGCAAAUGGGUUUAGACUUAAGAGGGUUUGGACUAAUUAAUUACUCCUUGUUCUAGGCCAUCGGUGAGGCCGGAAUGGUCACGCCAGGAGACUCUUUGGUUGUACGGCAGCCUCCCGGAGCGGGAAGGCUCUUUGUGAGAGCAUCUGCAUAAUCGAAGGCUCGAGCAGAGGAGAUGAUAGUGAGCAUGGCAGUAGCAGGAGCAAUAGUUGGAGCUGCAAUUGGUGGAUGGUUGAAUGACCGCUUUGGAAGAAGAAGUACAAUCUUAAUAGCAGACUUCCUCUUCUUUGUAGGAGCGGUGAUCAUGGCUGCUGCUAACGGCCCUCCCAUUCUCAUUUUUGGACGUGUUUUUGUUGGACUGGGUGUUGGAAUGGCGUCAAUGACUUCACCUUUGUACAUUUCUGAAGCUUCCCCAGCUAAAAUCCGUGGUGCCCUUGUUAGUACCAAUGGAUUUCUUAUAACUGGAGGCCAGUUCCUUUCAUACCUUAUCAACUUGGCCUUCACCAAGGCACCUGGGACAUGGCGGUGGAUGCUUGGAGUUGCAGGACUUCCUGCUCUGAUUCAGUUUGUGUUAAUGCUGCUUCUCCCAGAGUCGCCCCGUUGGCUAUACCGCAAGGGACGCGAAGAAGAAGCAAAAACCAUAUUAAGAAAAAUAUACUCAGAGAAUGAGGUAGAAGAAGAGAUCCAUGCUCUGAAGGAAUCAAUUGAAGCCGAGAUCGAGGCAACAGGGUCUUCUGGCAAGAUUUCCUAUGUUGAACUAUUGAAAACCAAAACAGUAAGGAGAGGACUAAUUGCUGGAGUUGGCCUUCAGGUUUUCCAGCAGUUUGUGGGCAUUAACACAGUCAUGUACUACAGCCCUACCAUAGUUCAAUUGGCUGGAAUUGCAUCUAAUCGAACUGCACUCCUUCUCUCACUCAUUACUUCUGGCCUCAAUGCUCUUGGCUCCAUUGUCAGCAUCUAUUUUAUUGAUAGGACUGGGAGGAAGAAACUUCUAAUUAUCAGUUUAUGUGGGGUUAUACUUUCACUUGGGCUUUUAUCAGGGAUAUUUCAUGACACUUCGACUCAUUCACCAUCAGUUGUGCCAACUGCAACAUCUCAGUUCAAAAACUUCACCUGCCCGGAUUACAGUUCGGCUGUAAAUGCUAAUGGUUGGAGCUGUAUGAAGUGUUUGAAGGCUUCAUCUCCAUCAUGUGGGUUCUGUGCUGCAAGUACUAAUAAGCUAUUGCCAGGGGAGUGUUUGAUCUCAAAUGACACCGUAAAGGAUAUGUGCCGUGGACAAGACAGACUAUGGUACACCAGGGGAUGUCCAAGCAAAACUGGAUGGCUUGCACUUGUUGGCCUGGCACUUUACAUCAUAUUCUUCUCUCCUGGAAUGGGAACCGUUCCAUGGAUUGUCAACUCUGAGAUCUAUCCUUUAAGGUACCGAGGCAUCUGUGGAGGAAUUGCUGCCACAGCAAACUGGAUCUCAAACCUCAUUGUUGCACAGUCUUUUCUGACUUUAACGACAGCAAUUGGGACUUCCUGGACAUUCCUGAUGUUUGGGGUCAUCUCUGUUGUAGCCCUGUUCUUCGUCUUGAUAUGCGUCCCAGAAACGAAGGGGCUCCCGAUUGAGGAGGUGGAGAAGAUGCUGGAGCUCAGAGCUCUGCACUUCAAGUUCUGGGAGAGAAGCUCUCAGACAGUUGACAAGAACCAAAAUCCCUGAAAUAAAUGAAGUACUAGGAAGUUCUAUAUGUUGAGAUUUGAAUAGGGAAACUGGAGUAUUAAGAAUACAGUCAAGGUCUAUUGAGAUCAGCGUGUAUGAUUGCAUUACCUUCUUCAGGGAAGAAGGAAAUAUAUAUAUAUUUACAUUUUCAAAUC
Messenger RNA from Corylus avellana, 2437 nucleotides. NCBI's taxonomy places the organism in Eukaryota, Viridiplantae, Streptophyta, Magnoliopsida, Fagales, Betulaceae. The record is from RefSeq and is a predicted model, not a curated record.